Messenger RNA from Oppia nitens, 1688 nucleotides. It is a transcript of the gene ple, whose product is annotated as tyrosine 3-monooxygenase-like. The transcript has 13 exons. Gene Ontology annotation, biological process: dopamine biosynthetic process from tyrosine. Lineage: Eukaryota; Metazoa; Arthropoda; Arachnida; Sarcoptiformes; Oppiidae. Gene Ontology annotation, molecular function: iron ion binding; tyrosine 3-monooxygenase activity. Gene Ontology annotation, cellular component: axon; perikaryon; cytoplasm. The record is from RefSeq and is a predicted model, not a curated record. Bases 105 to 1688 code for a protein of 527 amino acids.
UAGUUGACACAGAAUAUGUUGAAUCGAUACCAGAAUUGUCUGCAAAAACUAAUAUAAUUCUGUCAUUUAUAACAACAAGUGGUUGACAUAAAAGUUUGCAUUCAAUGACAAACAGUGUUACCAUUGAUUCAGUUAUUAUAAUGUUUAUGAAUUAUCUGCUAAAUAAAGUUACGGUCACUUCAAUGGCAUCAUCUAAUAGAGCAAAGUUUGCUAUCAAAAGUUAUAGCGUUGAACAUGGAUACCCAUCUCGUCGUCGGUCACUUGUAGGGGACGCCAAGUUUGAGACCGUUAAGAAUAAAGAAGCGAAACUCAAUUGGCUGGAAGAGAGUCGACACGGAUCUCAAGAUAAUCAACUCUCUGAAGAAGAGGUACUUAUUGUUAGUGAAACUACUGAAAGUGAUGACUUAUCCACACCUAAGACAUCAAAUAUAUUAAUUAAUUUAAAAGACGGCGGUUUUUCUAAUUUGCCUAAAAUUAUCAGAAUUAUUGAGGCUUGUAAAGGAAAUGUAGAUCACUUGGAAAGUAGGAAAUCAUUGGAUAAUAAAUCAAAUAUAGAUUUGUUUGUAAGUCUUAAGAUAUCAAGCAAUGGUCUCUUACAUCUAAUAAAGUCAAUGAGACAAAACAGUUUGGUUGAUAUGACUCUACUUAGAGAAAAACAUAUUAGUGUUAAAGAUCCAUGGUUUCCGCGACAUAUUAGUGAAUUGGAUCAGUGCACUCAUAUUAUUGCUAAAUAUGAACCAGAUUUGGAUAGCGAUCAUCCGGGAUUUCUAGAUAAAACUUAUAGAGAAAGAAGAAAACAGAUCGCAGACAUUGCUUUUAAUUAUAAAUAUGGAGAAGCAAUACCUCGAGUGACAUAUACUGAGAGCGAAAUAAAAACCUGGGGAGAAGUGUAUAAAGAAUUGAGACGUUUGUUUGAAUCUCAUGCGUGUCAGACACACGUCGAUGUGUUGAAACUUCUUGAGAAAGAAUGUGGUUAUGCGGCCGACAAUAUUCCUCAACUACAAGACAUCUCAUUAUUUCUUAAAAGACGAACAGGAUUUACAUUACGUCCGGCUGCAGGACUGUUAACCGCUCGCGACUUUUUGGCGAGUCUUGCGUUUCGCGUGUUUCAGACGACACAAUAUUUAAGACAUGAGUCUAAUCCACACCAUUCACCGGAACCUGAUUGCAUACAUGAGCUAAUAGGUCACGUUCCUAUAUUGGCCGAUCCUACAUUUGCCCAAUUCUCGCAAGAUAUAGGUUUGUCCUCUUUGGGCGCAUCCGACGAGGAAAUUGAAAAAUUUGCGACAUUGUAUUGGUUUACUGUUGAAUUUGGUUUGUGCAAAGAAAAUGGCGAAAUUAAGGCAUACGGUGCCGGACUUUUGUCAUCUUAUGGUGAACUUAAGCAUUCGUUGUCAGACAAACCAGAGUUAAGAUCAUUUGAACCGCAGAAGACAGCCGUUCAGCCGUAUCAAGACGUUGACUAUCAAGACAUCUAUUAUGUGGCCGAAAGCUUUGCAGAUGCAAAGGAUAAGUUUAAACAUUACGUUCAGACCAAACUGGCCCGACGUUAUGAAAUACGUUACGAUGCGUUCACCGAUUCCGUACAUAUUAUUGACUCAAUCAACAAAUUACAAGAAUUUGGACAAAAAAUUAAAGCCGAUGUUAAUUGUUUGAAUACAGCUAUUAUCAGAAUUGGCGACAAUUAA